Messenger RNA from [Torrubiella] hemipterigena, 1756 nucleotides. Lineage: Eukaryota; Fungi; Ascomycota; Sordariomycetes; Hypocreales; Clavicipitaceae. The record is from the annotation of a GenBank genome assembly.
GCAUUCUCCAUCGCCCUACCCAGCCAGCGGUUCGCGCGGCCAACCCCCCGCCACGUCCCGAGACCAUGUUCGUGGUGUUGCAUGGAGGUAACGUCGGACAUCGGCACGUAAUAUUACGCGAGCCACGAACCCCAAACCCCAAAUCAUUAAGCAUGUCUGCAGUCCCCAACUGUCAACAUGCAGCGAAAAGAGGUGCUGUGCAUACCUUUUACUGGAUGCUCAAUUUAUCCCACGCCACUGCCAGACCGGCAGUUGGUGCAUCCAUCAAGUAGCAGCAUUGCAGGAGGUCUGGCUUGUGCGAGCUGAGACGUCAGAUGCGAGCCUAUGAACACAGUCUGAGCGCUGCCUUUUACUUCUCGGAAUCCGAUGCCCUCCGAAGCAGUUUAUUUUUAGGCAGCAUGCCCGAGAAACUGGCUUAGAAGCCCGCUUUUGUAUAUGCAAUGUCCAACAAUUGGUAGCGAAUGGGCCUAGUUGGUGCAUGGAACCAUGCCAUUCGAGUGGAUCGUCCUAUCAAUACUGGGCACUUGCGGCGCCACCACUUUACCAAAAUGUGACAGUAUAAGAGGAUGAUGGUUUCCCCUUGCGCGGUCUUUGGGCAAGUGUACAAUACUGCCUUGUAGCACCUCCUUAUACCACACUUGACAAUGACACAAACUCGUAAUCCCAACGUGCUUCUCCUCAGCCAUGGACGUACACUGUCCAACCUCUUCGUCAAGCUCAUGUCGAAGCAGGAUGACUUUGAGCAAGCAGAGUACCAUUUUCAUGCCGCCUUUAUGUACUUGAGAAAGGAAAUAGGCGAAAAGCCCCUCAUUGAGCAGCCUGAAGGCCGCGAGACCUUCUACAAGAUGAUCAAGGAAGGCUACGACAAGUUCUUCCAAGACGUCGAGAACGCCUACAGCAAGAACAAGCCCGUCUUCUUCAAAGACCACGUCUUCCAGACCUGGCAGCCGUCCGUCAUUGACCAGGACAUCUGGGGCGCCGACCCAGCUCCCUCAUUGCAUCUGACCGGCGACCAGAAGCACACCAGCCCGACUCUGCUGCCCGACAGCUUCCUCCUCUCGGCCGUUCCCAUCUUCAUUAUCCGCCACCCUCUGAUGCAGACCGAAUCGUGGUACCGCGCCAACCUGCGCAUCUACCCUGUCGACCUAAAGGACCCCUUCUGCAAGUUGUCUGCCAACACAGGCUACUGCCGUCAACUGUUUGACUGGUACAAGACCCAAGUCCCCGCUGACGUCUACACGGGCCCGAACCCCAAAGGCCCUGGCCCAUUCAUGCCCAUUAUUGUGGAUGCCGACGACCUGUUGGAGGGCACAGAUGUCAUUGAGCGUGUCUGCGAGCGCGUCAACUUCUCCAAGGACAAGGUGCUGUACUCGUGGGACACAGUGUCAGGCGAGAACAGAACGGCGAUUGAGCGCAGCUACCUCAAGGGCCUGUGGGAGUCGACGGGCGUGGACAAGUCCAAGAGCUCCAAGGGCGUGACGGCCGAGGCCAAGCAUGCUGCGUGGAAGGAGGAGUUUGGCCAGGAGGUGGCUGAUUUCCUGCUCGCCUCGGCAAACAAGCACAUGCCCGACUAUGAGUACAUGUUGGCCCAGAAGAUUUAAGAGUACUCUCUUAUGAAGCGAGCGGGGAAAAACCCUUUUGUAUUAUUUACUAGAAUAAGCGACGUUAUGAACCAAACACAGCAAAGAAUGGACCUAAUGAACUCAACUCUACAUCAUGUUUAUACCUCUUGUAACGGACUAUUUCCAAGUGAUCU